AGGGGAAAGCUGCUUUCUGCAAACAAUUGAAAAAGCUGCCUUUGGAAACUUUCUUCAGUAGUCAUGGCAUAGUGGGAACUGGGCCGUGAAGCCUUUGCUAAACGAGUUCUCACAGCUGAGCCCCUAGAGUGAUCGUUGUCAUGGCCAGCAAGAGGAAAUCAACCACACCGUGCAUGAUCCCGGUGAAGACGGUGGCCCUGCAGGAGGCCGGCGCCGAGGCCCAGCCCACAGAGGCUUUGCCUGAAGGGCCCCAGCAGACUCUGCCCCCCGAAGCGCCUGCCACCAGCAGCGAGGUGGCCCAGAACAAUAGCGGCACUGACGGCGCUGUGUUGGCCAACGGGCAUCGGAGCACAUCGGACGGGUACUCAUAUUCCUGUAAAUACUGUGACUUCAGAUCCCAGGACGUGACCCAGUUUGUGGGACACAUGAACUCAGAGCACACAGACUUUGAUAAAGACCCAACUUUUGUAUGCACUGAAUGCAGUUUUCUGGCAAAAACCCCUGAGGGGCUUUCCCUGCACAAUGCCAAGUGUCACUCGGGGGAAGCCAGCUUUGUGUGGAAUGUGGCCAAGCCAGACAAUCAUGUCAUCGUGGAGCAGUGCAUCCCUGAAAGCACGAGCACUCCUGACCCAGCCGGGGAACCCAGCACUGAAGGGACUGAUGGACAGGCUGAAAUCAUUAUUACUAAAACUCCAAUCAUGAAGAUAAUGAAAGGCAAAGCUGAAGCCAAGAAAAUUCAUACACUCAAGGAGAACGUCCCCAGUCAGCCUGUUGGGGAGUCCUUAUCAAACCCUUCAGCUGGAGAAACGGAGGUGAAAGAGGGGGACCACUCAUUCAUCAAUGGGGUAGUUCCAGUUAGCCAGGCCUCUGCCACCCCAGUGAAACCCCCGCAUGCAGCCAGCGAGCCCCUGGUAGGAACGGUUCCGGUUUUGCCGGCUGGUAUGGCACAGUUCCUCUCCCUCCAGCAGCAGCCCCCCAUACAUACCCAGCACCAUGCCCCCCAGCCACUGCCCACAUCCAAGACCCUGCCCAAAGUGAUGAUCCCCCUGAGCAGCAUUCCGACUUACAAUGCAGCCAUGGACUCCAACAGCUUCCUGAAGAACUCUUUCCACAAGUUCCCGUACCCAACCAAAGCCGAGCUCUGCUAUUUGACCGUGGUGACCAAGUACCCAGAAGAACAGCUCAAGAUCUGGUUCACAGCCCAGAGGUUGAAGCAGGGUAUCAGCUGGUCCCCUGAGGAGAUAGAGGAUGCCCGGAAAAAGAUGUUCAAUACCGUCAUUCAGUCCGUACCACAGCCCACAAUCACUGUUUUAAAUACUCCCCUAGUGGCCAAUGCUGGCAAUGUCCAACAUCUCAUCCAGGCUGCCCUACCAGGUCAUGUCGUAGGACAGCCAGAGGGCACAGCAGGGGGACUUCUGGUCACUCAGCCACUGAUGGCCAAUGGGUUGCAUGCGACAAGUUCAUCUCUUCCCCUGGCAGUUACUUCUGUCCCCAAGCAGCCCACUGUGGCGCCUGUCAACACUGUGUGUUCAUCGUCAUCGGCCGUGAAGGUGGUGAACGCAGCCCAGUCGCUUCUCACAGCAUGCCCCAGCAUAACUUCCCAAGCCUUCCUCGAUGCUAGCAUCUACAAAAAUAAGAAAUCCCACGAGCAGCUGUCGGCUCUGAAAGGUAGCUUCUGUCGGAACCAGUUUCCAGGGCAGAGCGAGGUGGAGCAUCUGACCAAAGUGACCGGCCUCAGUACCAGAGAGGUGCGCAAGUGGUUCAGUGAUCGGCGCUACCACUGCCGGAAUCUGAAGGGCUCCAGACCCCUGAUGCCCGGCGAUCAUGGCGCCCUCCUCAUGGAUUCCCCCCCAGAGGUCCCCUUCGCCCCGCCGUCCAAAGCCCCUGAGGCAACAUGUAUCCCGCCAGCGGCCACACUAGUGACCCACCACCCUUCUGCCAAACGACAGUCCUGGCACCAGACCCCUGACUUCACAGCAACCAAAUACAAAGAGAGAGCCCCCGAGCAGCUCAGAAUCCUGGAAAGCAGUUUUGCACAAAACCCCCUGCCUCUUGAUGAGGAACUGGACCGCCUGAGAAGUGAAACCAAAAUGACCAGAAGAGAAAUUGACAGCUGGUUUUCAGAGAGACGGAAAAGAGCGAACGCAGAGGGGACCAAGAAGGCUGACGAGAGCACUGCUCAGGAGGAAGAAGAGGCCGCCGAGGACGAGGGUGGGGAGGAAGACCCAGCCAGCGACCUUAGAGUCCCUGGUGAAAACGGUUCCUUGGAAGGGCUGAGCAGCCCCUCCCUGGCCGAGCGCAAAGUCAGCCCCAUCAAAAUCAACCUGAAGAACCUGCGGGUCACCGAGGCCAAUGGCAAGAACGAGUUCCCAGGGCUGAGCACCUGUGAGCCGGAGGAUGAGGGGUCAAGCAAGCUGGCUGAGCAGCCUCCAGGCAAGGUGAGCUGCAAGAAGACGGCCCAGCAGCGCCACUUGCUGCGACAGCUCUUUGUCCAGACGCAGUGGCCCAGCACCCAGGACUAUGACUCCAUCAUGGCCCAGACAGGUCUGCCACGGCCCGAGGUGGUACGCUGGUUCGGGGACAGCAGGUACGCCCUAAAGAACGGUCAGCUCAAGUGGUAUGAAGACUACAAGCGGGGCAACUUCCCUCCAGGGCUGCUGGUCAUCACCCCGGGCAACCGGGAGCUGCUGCAAGACUACUACAUGAUACACAAGAUGUUGUACGAGGAGGACCUACAGAACCUCUGUGACAAGACCCAGAUGAACUCCCAGCAGGUCAAACAGUGGUUUGCUGAGAAAAUGGGAGAGGAGACCCGGGCUGUGGCGGACACAGGCAGUGGGGACCAGGGCCCCAGUGCUGGCGAGCCCAUGGCAGUUCACAAAGGAAUGGGUGACACCUACUCAGAGGUGUCUGAGAACAGUGAGUUGUGGGAAUCCAGUGCCCCUGAAGCCAGCUCAGAGCCCUUUGACACCUCGAGUCCCCAGGCUGGACUUCAGCUGGCUCGGUGA
Molecule: messenger RNA, 3008 nt
Organism: Orycteropus afer afer
Lineage: Eukaryota; Metazoa; Chordata; Mammalia; Tubulidentata; Orycteropodidae
Source: RefSeq, a predicted model, not a curated record